This is a messenger RNA of Rodentolepis nana, 243 nucleotides long. The record is from the annotation of a GenBank genome assembly. Lineage: Eukaryota; Metazoa; Platyhelminthes; Cestoda; Cyclophyllidea; Hymenolepididae.
AUGUUCAACCAAUUCAUUAACAUGAAGCUUUUCUUAGCCUCAUUCGCAGUUGUACUACUGCUCUCCGAUUUUUCGACCGAGGCACAUCCCCAUAGUCGAGAUGGAGAUAUUCCAGAAUUGUCUGUGAAAGCCGCAGUGGACGAGAAAUUGGCCGAAGCCAAAGAGAUCUUGGAUCAAUAUUUUGAUGAAUCACCUGGAGACAUACGCAAACGGGCUGUUCGACUCCUCCGACUUGGAAAGUAG